Molecule: messenger RNA, 1386 nt
Organism: Merops nubicus (carmine bee-eater)
Lineage: Eukaryota; Metazoa; Chordata; Aves; Coraciiformes; Meropidae
Gene: VIPAS39
Product: VPS33B interacting protein, apical-basolateral polarity regulator, spe-39 homolog
Exons: 18
Biological process (GO): intracellular protein transport; vacuolar transport
Cellular component (GO): cytoplasm
Source: RefSeq, a predicted model, not a curated record
CUAAAGGAAUCCAAAAGGGCAGUGAAUAGUCUUCGGGAUAUCGUUGAUGAUGAUGAUGAUGACGACCUUGAGAGGGUCAGCUGGAGCGGAGAACCUGUGGGAAGUAUCUCCUGGUCAAUCAAAGAGACAGCCUCCAGCAGCACUAGCUCGCUGGAGGGCCAAGACUCCGGCCUACAGAAGGGCUCUUCCCCCUAUGCUGCUUUUCCCAAACAAGUUUCCUCCUACUCCCUAAGCAGCCUAUUCAAAGGGCGAAACAAACUUCCGAGUUUCCAGUCCCUUUCAGAUGCCCUCUCUGACACAGGAGUUAAAAACUAUGCUCCAGAGCUGCGCAGACCGAAGGCUGAGUACAAGGAUUACAGCAGUGAUUGGAGCCCCAAAGAUACAGUCAGGCGAAUGCAGAGAGGCAAGGUCUGUUCUCUAGAGAGAUUUCGCUCCCUGCAGGACAAGCUGGUUCUCUUGGAUGAAGCUGUAGCAGGGCACGAUGGGAAUGUCAUUACAGCUGUCCUGAUAUUCCUGAAACGGACGCUAAGGAGAGAGAUCCUGUUUCGGGAGCUGGAGCUGCGGCAGGUGGCCUUGUGUCAUCUGAUCCAUUUCCUCAAAGAGACGGGUGAGCAGAAGUUGCUUCUGGAUCUGCUCAGGUUCCUAGACAGGACUGAGGAAGUCGCUCUGUCCCACUACAGGGAGCAUUUGAACAUCCAGGAUGCAGAAAAACGGAGGGAAUUUCUGAAAGGCUGCAUGGCGCUGCCAUUUUCAGCUGAGGAUGCCUCCCACAUCCAAGACCAUUACACCCUGUUGGAGCGACAGAUCAUCAUUGAGGCCAACGACCGGCACUUGGAGACAGCUGGGCAGUCAGAGCUAUUUCGGAAAUAUCCUCGCAAGGCUUCAAUUCUCAACAUGCCGCUAGUGACCACCCUCUUCUAUUCCUGUUUCUACCACUACACAGAGGCUGAGGGAACAUUCAGCAGCCCGACCAACCUGAAGAAAACAUUUAAGAUUCCUGACAAGCAGUAUGUGCUGACUGCCCUGGCUGCCCGUGCCAAGCUGCGAGCCUGGGGUGAUGUGGAUGCCCUCUUCACCACCAAGAACUGGCUGGGCUACACCAAGAAGAAGGCCCCUAUUGGCUUCCACCGGGUGGUGGAGAUCCUGCAGAAGAACAAUGCUCCUGUGCAGGUGCUGCAGGAGUAUGUGCGCCUGGUGGAGGACGUGGAGACACGGUUGAACCUUGCCACCAAAUACAAAUGCCAUGAUGUUGUCAUUGAGACAUACAGGGAUCUAAAGGAUCGCAUCCAGCUGAUGGCCUAUAAAUGCAAGGUGGAGCGAGGCUCUGCAGAAGAAGAGAAGAUAAACAGCAUUCUCAACAAUGUGCAAAUCCGGUGGAAGAACUGA